Messenger RNA from Oncorhynchus gorbuscha (pink salmon), 1149 nucleotides. RefSeq names its product polymeric immunoglobulin receptor-like. NCBI's taxonomy places the organism in Eukaryota, Metazoa, Chordata, Actinopteri, Salmoniformes, Salmonidae. The coding region runs from base 1 to 1149 and encodes 382 amino acids. The transcript is spliced from 9 exons. The record is from RefSeq and is a predicted model, not a curated record.
AUGGCUCUUCAUCUCUCCCUCCUGCUCCUACUCCUCAUCUUCGACAGACUUUCAGCAGGUAAGGUGGGGUAUGUUUCUGUGCAGACAGGAGGCUCCAUCACCUUCCCAUGUAGCUAUGAUCAGUAUUACAUAAAACAUGUGAAAUACUGGUGUCAAGAAUUAGGUUGGGAUGUAUGUUCGUAUUUAGUACGUACUGACCAUCCUAAGAGCAGUGGUAAGACCUCAAUAUCUGAUGACAUCAACAAGAGAAUCUUCACUGUGACCAUGACCUACCUGACGUUAUGGGACUAUGGGAAUUACAGGUGUGUUGUGGAGAUCAAUGGAGGAACAGAUAUCAUGAUACAAUGGUUCUACCUAUCUGUCACUCCAGGUACUCCAGAACUCUAUGUGGAACAACAGGAAGUGACUGGAGUAGAAGGAGGGAGUGUCACUGUCUGUUGUUACUAUAGUAACUCUGGAGACAUGAAGUGGUGCAGGAUGGGUGGUGAUUGUGUGAGUGGGAAUUCUGGGACUUUAAAUGGAACAUCAGUGACAUUAAUGCGGACUAGUGAUGCCAACAACAGAACAGUAACAGUGACUAUGAGUGGACUGAAGAUGGAGAACACUGACUGGUAUUGGUGUAGAGUUGGAGAACUAGAGAUGCCUGUUCACAUCACUGUCAGUCAACAAACUGCAACACAGAGAACAUCUAAGAUGACCUCAACAACCCAAGAUCCAACCCCUCAACAACCCUCUGCCUCUCCAACUGCUGAGCCUGUUCAGACUGACAACACAAGUCAAGGAGCUGAGGGGAACAUGGAGGAAGUCCACCAGAGGUCCAUAGAUGUGAAAGUCCUACUCAUCUCUCUGGGCAUGUUGGUGGGGGUGACAGCUGGUAUCCUAGUAACAUGGAAGAUGUGGAGAAGGCAUAAGGACAAUAAGGCCAAGGACCAGACAACUAACAACUCAGUGGAUCCAUUUCCUGAAGCUGAUGAUGAUGUCACAUACAGCACUGUCAUCCCCCAACACAAGACCCAACUGAAAGGACAGACCAAGUCAGCAGAACCAGAUGAUAAUGUGGUCUACAGCUCACUAGCUCUACAGGUGACCACACAGUCCUACUACCCUUUGUUACUGCCUGUAGGAUUGGCCCAGUGGUUUGAGGCUUGA